AUGAUGAGGAGUUCCAUUUCUAGCUACUUUCCACUGGCUGCAAUUGUGAUCAUGCUUCUAGUACUGACAGCCACGGAGGCUGAAGGCAUCCGGCUAGACGCAGAGACUCGGGCGUCAGUCAGCAGCAGCGGUGGCAGCAACCCGGUGCUCAAUAAACCAAUCGAUGAUGCGGUCAAGGGUUCCACUGGAUCAGCGAGCGAGACGACAGGGAGCGCUGAUACUGCAAGCGAAGGUAGGGCAGUGCCUCAUGGGUUGCCGGAGUUCCAGGAAGACUAUUAUGUUCCAAGCGUUCACAGCCCUAGGCACCACUGA
Triticum turgidum subsp. durum (durum wheat) is the source of this 312-nucleotide messenger RNA. The record is from the annotation of a GenBank genome assembly. NCBI's taxonomy places the organism in Eukaryota, Viridiplantae, Streptophyta, Magnoliopsida, Poales, Poaceae.